UUGUAAUGCCGCGCAAGAGGUUUGACAUAUCGAACUUCAUUUUAGCCAAUCACAACUUUUUCUAAUAGCGGGAGUUUGUAUUUUGGGUUAUAUUCAGAGCUUAAGAGGCAUAGAGUAACCUAUAUAUUGUUAAGAGGAUCGCGGCGCUAAAAGGGCACACCUGGGACGACCGGUAGGGCGGAGGCCGAUCAGACGUCCCAGGUAUCGCUGGGGCGAUGCGGUUGAAGCGGACUUGCGUGAUCUCCAUGCCGAUAACUGGCGGGAGAUGGCACAGGAUCGAGACAAUUGGCGUGUACUCGUGUCGGAGGCCAAGACUCAUUAAUUUUGGGUCGCUGCGCCAUUAAAGUAAUGAAUGCUUCUGUUAACAGAUGGAGUCUCUUAUGAAGGAGUCAACAAUUCACCAACCGAACGAGGGAAACUACACCUGGCUGAAGUCAAGGCAAACGCAACAUGACUAUUCCAAAGACCUCGAAGUUUUCAUUCCUAUGGUCUCUAAGAUGUCGUCAGAAAGCUGUGCAUCAAUAGCCGUGAAGCUUGACAAUCUGACGGAAGGUAACGUCGGUACUGCAGCGAUCCUCGGACAUUUCAAACGGUUGCUGUUAGAGCAGCACAGCAUGCAGCUCAUAGAGAGCGUGACAAGGACGAAGAGAAAGAGGAACAGAGUGUGUCCGGAUUUAGGGGAGCGGCAACCGACUGUGUCUUUUAUUUUAGACCAGUAGAGUCAGACCGAGAAAAGUCUGCAGCGAUUUUGAUAGCCCACG
Messenger RNA from Cydia fagiglandana, 761 nucleotides. RefSeq lists its product as uncharacterized. NCBI's taxonomy places the organism in Eukaryota, Metazoa, Arthropoda, Insecta, Lepidoptera, Tortricidae. The record is from RefSeq and is a predicted model, not a curated record. The transcript has 2 exons. The coding region runs from base 369 to 719 and encodes 116 amino acids.